CGCCACCAUCACCACCACCACCAGCAGCAGCAGCAGCCCCUGUGCGUACCCUCCUCAUCAAUAUGCGCUUCAGCUCCUGAAUGUGAGCCUCUCACACAGUCAGAGACGGCAAAGACGAACGGAGCCAGUAUUCUGGACAGUGAGGCGAUGUCAACCCAAAUUUUACACCCGACUCCAUCCACAGCGAGCUGCUGACUUUUUCCGCACCUAACUCGACUUUUUUUUUCUUCUUUAAAGGAGGGAGCGAUCAAUGGAUUUACUCUGGAUUUGAGGGGCAAGACUGAUGAUUGGAGGGAGACUCUUUCUGUUGUGACUGUAAACAGCGCGAUUUUAAUAAUAAAUAAAAGCAAAUUAAAGAAGGGAUUAUGUUUGUUUUGCCGAGGGUUCGUCAAUUUCGCGUCUUGUCCGCGCUGGUUGUCGGUUCGAUUGUGUGCUGCGCAAAAAGCGUCAAUGAACCGGGCAACAUGUCUUUCGUGAAGGAGACGGUGGAUAAACUACUGAAGGGUUACGACAUCCGACUGAGACCAGACUUUGGAGGUCCCCCUGUUGCAGUAGGGAUGAGCAUAGAUGUGGCGAGCAUAGACAUGGUGUCAGAAGUCAACAUGGACUACACAUUGACCAUGUAUUUCCAGCAGUACUGGAGGGACAAGCGUCUAGCUUACGUUGGAAUACCUUUGAACUUGACUCUGGACAACAGGGUUGCUGACCAGCUCUGGGUCCCUGACACCUACUUCCUCAAUGACAAGAAAUCUUUCGUCCACGGAGUUACGGUGAAAAACCGCAUGAUCCGCCUGCAUCCUGAUGGAACCGUCCUCUAUGGACUCAGGAUAACUACAACAGCAGCAUGUAUGAUGGAUCUCAGGAGGUAUCCACUGGACGAACAGAACUGCACCCUGGAGAUAGAGAGCUAUGGCUACACCACAGAUGACAUCGAGUUCUACUGGAAAGGAGGCGACACGGCUGUAACGGGGGUGACGCGCAUCGAGCUGCCACAAUUCUCCAUCGUUGAUUACAAACUGGUGUCCAGAAACGUUGUGUUUUCCACAGGUGCCUACCCGCGACUGUCUCUGAGCUUCAAGCUAAAGAGGAACAUUGGCUACUUUAUCUUGCAGACGUACAUGCCAUCGAUCCUGAUUACCAUCCUCUCCUGGGUCUCCUUUUGGAUAAACUAUGACGCGUCAGCAGCCAGAGUGGCUCUGGGGAUCACCACGGUGCUGACCAUGACCACCAUCAAUACCCAUUUGAGGGAGACGCUACCCAAGAUCCCCUACGUCAAGGCCAUCGACAUGUACCUGAUGGGCUGCUUUGUUAUGGUUUUCCUGGCCCUACUCGAGUACGCCUUUGUCAACUACAUCUUCUUUGGGAGGGGCCCUCAGAUGCAAAAGAAGCUAGCAGAGAAGGCGGAAAAGGCCAACAAUGAAAGGGCGGCCAAGUAUGACGCGGCAAGGGAGGCAGGUAGUAGGACCGCAUCCCUAAAACGGUCCAAUCAAGUUAAGGGUCUUCGCCACUCACGCUCGGCGGAACCACACGGCCAUGGGAACAUCCUGCUAACCACCCUGGAGAUACAUAAUGAAGUGGCAGGAGGUGAAAUCACCACUAGCGUGGCAGACAUUAGGAACUCUCAAUCCAUGGUGCAGCUGGACAGCACGGCCUCGUCGCACAUCCAGUACCGGAAGCAGAGCGGCGGGAUAGGGCCUCGCUCCGCCAGCCGCCACUCCUUGGACCGGUCUGCCCAGAUGAAACGCAGCCGCCUGCGGAGGCGAUCCUCUCAACUCAAAAUCAAAAUCCCAGACCUGACGGAUGUGAAUGCCAUUGACCGCUGGUCACGCAUCAUCUUUCCUUCAGUAUUCUCACUGUUCAACCUCGUCUACUGGCUAUACUAUGUCUGAUUGGACUGUUUUGUUGUUUCUUGUUGUUGUUUGACUUUUUUUUUCAUUUAAUUUGUUUGUCCUAUUUUUUUCUGUUGCUUUUAUACAUGAUGAAAUCUGUCACUUCAAAGACUGCAACACUGCAAGACAAAUGAGAGAAACAGACUUAAAAAAGACUACUAAGUGCUGGACCAACUUCUCAUCUAAAUUGUUUUUAUAUUGCAGUCUUUGAGUCCUUGGCACCCAGGUGUUUUUAUUUUUGAAAGUGUGUACUAUAAUUGGGAUGGUCAUUUCCCAACAAUUGCCCUCUCAGUAGUUUGUAAAUAGAAAGAAAAAAGCCAGCAAAUUUUACAGUAAUAUAGUAUUUGCAGCCAAAAAACAAAGAGCAGAUAAAGCAACAAUUUUUUAAUCAAAGAAAAAGUAUAUAAGAAAACUUUCUACAACACAUGUGGUUCGAUAAGUGCAGGCAAUACAUAAAAAUCCAUUAAACACUGGUACCCUAAACACUGUAAAUGCAUGCAGUGAUCAGCCGUUGAGGAUUUUUUGCCUUCAGUUAUAGCACAACUUUACAGAAACAGGCUGAAACUUCUACUCAAACACAAUAACUUCAAGCUAAGGAUCUCCUCCUCUGUUCAGGAUGAUUGUUGACUCAGGUUCUAAUUUUUUUGAGGAGGGAGCAUCCGUUUCUUAACAAAGAAAGGGGCUUGUUCUGGUCAUUUGAUAAGGAAAAACAGAAAAUAAGCACAAGUUAUGAACAAAAACCACAAUUUUCUUCCAUUUCUACCUUCAAGCAACAUCACUUCUUGUAAUUCCGUGACAGAAUUGCACUCAAAUUUGUGAAAUUUUCUCUAUAAACUCAUAUUUUUUUUUCAUUUAAAACAACUGCCAAGGGCCUUUUUUGGCAACACAGUUACAACUUACCCAUGAAAUAUUAUGAUAUUUUUGUACUCUGUGUCUUCAGGUAUUUGUUUGAUUUCCUAACCUAUGUUGUUUUACUUUGCUCAACACCAGUUCUUUUGUGAUAGGAAGGAGGAAUGAAUCUAAUGUUUGUUUUUGUACAUAAGUACAUAGUUGUGUAUAUACUU
Melanotaenia boesemani (Boeseman's rainbowfish) is the source of this 2953-nucleotide messenger RNA. Its product is annotated as gamma-aminobutyric acid receptor subunit beta-3-like. The coding region runs from base 366 to 1889 and encodes 507 amino acids. NCBI's taxonomy places the organism in Eukaryota, Metazoa, Chordata, Actinopteri, Atheriniformes, Melanotaeniidae. Gene Ontology annotation, molecular function: extracellular ligand-gated monoatomic ion channel activity; GABA-A receptor activity; neurotransmitter receptor activity. The transcript has 10 exons. The record is from RefSeq and is a predicted model, not a curated record. Gene Ontology annotation, cellular component: GABA-A receptor complex; synapse; neuron projection. Gene Ontology annotation, biological process: regulation of membrane potential; signal transduction; monoatomic ion transmembrane transport.